Myotis daubentonii (Daubenton's bat) is the source of this 1458-nucleotide messenger RNA. Its product is annotated as F-box only protein 31-like. NCBI's taxonomy places the organism in Eukaryota, Metazoa, Chordata, Mammalia, Chiroptera, Vespertilionidae. The record is from RefSeq and is a predicted model, not a curated record.
AUGGAGGAGUGCGCUAGCCUCUGCCGCUUGGGCUCUUCGCGGGGAUGUCGGUGUCGUCAGGAGCGCCAGGGCCCAGCUGAGAAGCCGGCCCCGGCACUAAAGCCCCUCGAGGCGGACGUGGCAGCGCGUUGCUGUGCGGGGAGUGGAGGAAUCCCGAGCCCCAGGCCGCCCCCGCACUGCUCGCUGCAGGACCUGCCUGUGGAGAUGCUGGUGGAGAUUUUCGGCUCGCUCCCCGGCACCGAGCUGGCCAGCCUGGCCCUGGCCUGCACCAAAUUCCACCACAUCCUGCACACCGACAGCAUCUGGAGACGGCACUGCCGCGAGGAGUUUGGCCUUCGGGAAAACUUGCAGAACCUGGAGACGAUAGGUACGUCUUAUCGAGAAGUCUAUGCGAAGCUGUUCCACCCAUACAGACACAUUUUGGGAUUGUGGCAGCUAGAUACUGAGCACUAUAGAACACUGCUGAAUGUCGUGGUGGACGGCGUAGGCAUUACUGGUUGGACGUACGGGCCUUGCCUUAACUCCCAUGUUGAUGGCCCGCUGCAAUUCAAGCCCUCGUUCAGAAUUCGCCUGACGGAGACGAAAUCAGCCGCGGUGGAGUGCAUGGAAGGCCGCCACAGCAGGCCCCACAGCCGCCACUUGCAGAUUCGGAAGAACAGGUUCAGCACCCGGUGCAACAAGACAGACCACCUUAAGGAUUUACCAACGCGGCUUAGGGAGGAAUGGGGGCAGGUGCUGGCUGGGAAGGACAGACUGCGGUAUGACUGCCUGACCUACCGCCGCCUCUACCUCCCGCCCAACCACCCGGACGACCUCAUCAGGCCAGGCCUCUUCCAAAGCAAAUACCAUCGCUUUGGCGUAAUGAUUGCCAUGCUCAGCUUCCAUGGGGAGUAUGCCAGGGUCACGAACAUCACGGGAAACUACAAGGAGACGUUAGAGAUCCACCUCAUGCGCCGCAUCCAGCUGGGAGAUGGCAAGAUCUUCCGCAACUUCAACAAACUCUACCGCGUGGUCCUGGAGAUUGAGGAUCAGGUGAUCCGGGAGCAAGAAGACGGGACUGAGGAAAGCGGGGGCCAUGGCUGGCAGAGCCCUGCCCGGCCCAGCGUCGGGGAGUCCGGGGCUGCAGCUUUGGAGGAGCAGCCUGUUCCGUUUGUUCUGCCUGUGCGCGUGCGCUCCAGACGCCAGAACUACCCCUGAACCUGCAGGAUGUGUUUCUAUGGCGUGAACAUUGCUACCCCAUGUGGCUCAGGCCACGCCAUGCGCUUCCAUGGAGUCUUCAUCCUGUUCGAUGAGAACCACUUGGGGUUCAUCUGCCUGGAGACGAAAUACUUCACCCUGUUCGGCAGAGUCCAGAACACCUUCCAGAAUGUGGAGGCGCCAUCCCCGCGGGCCUUCCUGAAGAUGCUCAAGAACAUUGGGUCCCGACCCCGUAGGAGGAGCAGCUUGCAUGCACUUUGA